Messenger RNA from Capsella rubella, 1702 nucleotides. RefSeq names its product zinc finger CCCH domain-containing protein 33. Lineage: Eukaryota; Viridiplantae; Streptophyta; Magnoliopsida; Brassicales; Brassicaceae. The record is from RefSeq and is a predicted model, not a curated record. The transcript is spliced from 7 exons. Gene Ontology annotation, molecular function: metal ion binding; mRNA binding. The coding region runs from base 260 to 1462 and encodes 400 amino acids.
UGGAGGUGAGACGAGAACGCUUUUUUGCUUUUCGUCUCUCUCUUCACUUCCUCUCACAUCUCUCUCUGUUUACACGAUUCUUCUUCUUCUUCUUCUAUGUCUUCUUCCUCCUCCAUUGUCAUUUACCUCUCUACACUCCAUUUUCUUGUCGGAAGAAGAUCGGUUAUCUGCGAAUCAUUGAGAGUGAUGACAGUAUAAUGUCUGAUGCUUAUUACCACCAUCAUCAUCAUCAUCGGAGACAUUCUUCUUCUUCACGUCUAUGGAUUUUAAUGCCGGAGUUCCCAUGUCCUCUCUCUCACCUUUGAUGAAUCAAGAUGCAAUGUGGCAAAUGAAUUUGAGUUCGGAUGAAACUAUGGAAACUGGUUCCUACCCUGAACGACCAGGAGAGCCUGACUGUUCUUAUUACAUCAGAACUGGACUUUGUAGAUUUGGCUCUACUUGUCGGUUCAAUCAUCCUCGUGAUCGGGAACUGGUUAUAGCCACUGCAAGAAUGAGAGGAGAGUAUCCUGAAAGGAUUGGUCAGCCUGAAUGCGAGUACUAUUUGAAGACAGGAACCUGCAAGUUUGGAGUAACAUGUAAGUUUCAUCAUCCUAGGAACAAAGCUGGGAUUGCUGGAAGAGUCUCUCUCAAUAUGUUGGGCUAUCCUCUACGCUCGAAUGAGGUCGAUUGUGCUUAUUUCCUAAGAACCGGACACUGUAAAUUUGGUGGCACUUGUAAAUUCAACCACCCUCAGCCUCAACCGACAAACAUGAUGGUUCCUACCUCAGGCCAACAGUCUUAUCCUUGGUCAAGAGCUUCCUUUAUUGCCAGCCCUCGAUGGCAAGAUCCGUCUAGCUACGCUUCCUUAAUCAUGCCUCAAGGAGUUGUGCCGGUUCAGGGAUGGAACCCUUACAGCGGUCAGCUCGGCUCAGUUUCACCUUCAGGUACCGGAAAUGAUCUUAACUACAGAAGCUUACAACAGAGCGAGACCAAAGAAUCAAGUACUCAGUCUCAAGGCUCAUUCUCCGGUUUCAACCCGGGAUCCUCUGUUCCUUUAGGAGGGUUCUAUGCAUUGCCAAGGGAAAAUGUAUUCCCGGAAAGACCUGGACAGCCCGAAUGCCAAUUCUACAUGAAGACAGGCGACUGCAAAUUUGGCACAGUUUGCAAAUUUCACCAUCCUAGAGACAGACAAGCUCCUCCUCCGGAUUGUCUCCUAAGUUCCAUUGGCCUCCCUUUACGCCCGGGAGAACCAUUGUGUGUGUUCUACACUCGCUAUGGAAUCUGCAAAUUUGGUCCAAGCUGUAAAUUUGAUCACCCAAUGCGAGUAUUCACAUACGACAACACAGCGUCAGAGUCAGAUGAGGUAGUGGAAACAUCAACUGGGCAUUCCAGAAGACUCUCUGUAUCUGAAACAAGACAAGGAGCUGCAGCAGCAACAACAACCUCAGGUAAAGACAGUACCAUUGAUACACAGCAGCAGUGAAGAAACAAAAGAAUGGAGAGCUUUUAAAAAGCUAUGAUUUUUCAAAAGAGGAAUCUGUAAAUUCUCAUUUUCAUUUAAUCUCAAACAUCUAUUAAUAAUGUAUAGAGGUGAUUUAUACAACUGAUGUUGAUCUUGAUCUUGAGCUGCUCGCCAUUGUUGUAAUAUUCUUUUGGCGAAUCAGGUGAGAGAAUAAAAUUGAAAGUAAUUUCCCUCAAUAUAUUUGACUUUCGGUUAUUAUAA